AAGAUGAAUGGCUGCGCGAUUACUACACCAAUGCGACGCAGAUCAGCUGCUUGACGCGAGGACAGAGCAUCGGGAUGACGAUAUCUUCAAUCCGCGGCUGGUUUCAUUUCAGCCGCAUCGGUACUGGUUGUUUUUGGGUUGAUUAUUCGCAACGCUUUCGUGCUGCGGCCAGGGUCAUCGUGGCGACAAGUGGUCAGUCACAUCCAAUGGCCAAUCGAUGCCUACAUGCUCUCGUUGUUGGUACUAGAUAUCAUUCAGGGCCUUGGCGUGAUGCUAGACGUGAGAUGGAUCCAUGACGGCAUCACUCGGCCUGGGUCAUACUGUACAGCGCAAGGAAUCAUUCAACAAAUCGGCGAGACCGGCGUUGCGAUGACUACUAGUGCAAUCUCGAUCCACACCUUCCUCGUCGUCUGGUUUCGGAUGGACAUGCGCGCCAGACCCGCUUCGUGGAUCGCACCAAUCGUCAUCGGCCUCAUAUGGGUCUUUGUCCUGGCCUACUCCCUCGGGGGUGCGCUCCACGCCAAGCUUUACGAGGCGCCGGACCCGUACUGGUGCUGGAUCGCAGGUAGCGGCCGGCACUACCUCCCUGACAAGCUCGUAGGGGAAUACCUCUGGAUCUGGCUCACGCUGUUCCUUCUGAUGACGCUCCAUAUCCCACUGUGGCUGCUUGUCAGGGGGUACAUCACUUUACGCGACGAGAGCCCGUGGAAGCCCCGGGUGCACCUUCGACGGAACGGCGGGAUGAAGGACGUCCACCUGGGCAUCCUCGCGUACCCCGUCACCUAUUCGAUUGUCACUCUUCCGCUCUCAGUCGUUCGCUGGAUCACGUUCCGGACGGGCAUCGAGUCCUCCGCGUUGACGUUCGCCAUUGAUCCCAUCUUCUGCCUUGGUGGCUUCGCGAACGUCCUCUUGCUGCUGCUUUUCCGCUCGGAUCUACUCCUAUUUCGUGCUGUCAAGGAGCGACGCAUAUUCGAACCUGGAUAUAUGCGCCGCUUGGCGUCGAACGGCGUGGUGGGCGGUGAGGACUGGUCGGAGGCGGAGGGGAAGCGGCAUCAAAUGAGGAACUCGUCGACGGGAGGUGCGCCGUCGAUCGCGAGCUCGGACGGUGAGAAUGUCUGUGUCGUCGACGGCGGGUCCGCUUGACUCUGGAGCAGCGACGCUGCUGUUUGACCAGGCACUGCUGUAUAAGUCCCGCAGUCCUGAUUCCUGAUCUAGUUUAGUAUCUCGUAUGGUCCGUGUUCUGCCGUGUACAAUAUAUUGUACACACAAACUACUCAUCCGCUGCCAAUGCGACAUGCUGACGCUAUGGCG
Punctularia strigosozonata HHB-11173 SS5 is the source of this 1311-nucleotide messenger RNA. RefSeq lists its product as uncharacterized. The transcript has 7 exons. The record is from RefSeq and is a predicted model, not a curated record. Gene Ontology annotation, molecular function: G protein-coupled receptor activity. Gene Ontology annotation, biological process: adenylate cyclase-activating G protein-coupled receptor signaling pathway. Gene Ontology annotation, cellular component: plasma membrane. Lineage: Eukaryota; Fungi; Basidiomycota; Agaricomycetes; Corticiales; Punctulariaceae. The coding region runs from base 226 to 1143 and encodes 305 amino acids.